AUGACUACGGCAAAGGCAGAGAAGACAGUGCACGGGGGAGCCUUGCAACCACCACCAGGUCAAGAUGCGAACGGAAUCACAAUCGGCCAGUGGUCGAGUCCUGUGAUCCCAGAGAAGCCCGUGAGCUGCAUGGCGUCGAACGUAAACAUGGAGGCCUGUUGUCCGUGUUUCCCUUUGGCACAGAUCGAGGUGCGUCUCGGACUCACGUCCUACUUCUGCGCGCUGUGCUGGUACUCGACGGCGUACGCGCUGUUGACUGGGGCCGUAGCAUCCGUGUGGAUCUUUGUGAUCCUGUGGAUCAACUCCCAGACCUAUCGCGACAACGUCGGCGUCACGGGCCGUAUUUCGUGGACUGCAGGGGCGUUCGUUCUGGCGUCGCUGGCGUCAUUGCUGCUCAUCUAUCGCAUCUCGACGCUCCGUGCAACUGUGCGCGAACGCUUCGACAUUCCCGGGUCGAUCCGUGAAGAUCGCGCAGCCGCGUGGCAAGAAACCGCUCGAGCCAUUUCCCAAAUGCGACGACACCUCAAGAUCGAUCAGGUCAAGUGUGGCGCCGUCAGUACUCUACCAGCCUACGUGGUGUAA
This is a messenger RNA of Peronospora matthiolae, 582 nucleotides long. The record is from the annotation of a GenBank genome assembly. Lineage: Eukaryota; Oomycota; Peronosporomycetes; Peronosporales; Peronosporaceae.